GUCCAUUACAUCCAAUCAUCCAUCACCUCCUGCCUACCUAUUCAGACGGGUAGAAGACCAGAAUCUCCAGUUGUAGCGCCAGCAUAUUCCUAACUUCCUGUCUACCUAGGGAAUGGGUAGAUCGACUUGAAUAUCAGCUACCAGGCGGCCAGCUCCCGGCUCCCCCAUUACUGGCAUCUCCCAUAAUCUAUGGAACCUCGUUUAUGACGAGUCUCUCACCUCGUCGCGCGCUGCUGGCGCCGAUCUGACCUUUGAAGCCAUCCAAUCCCCCGAUACCUUUUCGAUUCCUAUUCACCAACACGAAUAAAAGAUGGCCGAACCCCCUCAGACGAAGAGGAAGAUUACCCUCAAGAUUGGCGGCACCUCCUCAGGCGCGGCGACGCCGACCGCGACGACUCCCAGUUCUGCUCUGCCGUUCGCAACCUCACCUGCCCCCGAGACCCCUUCCUCCGAGGGCGGCACAAAGAUCAAGCUCAGCGUCGCCAGGAAGCCCCUGCCUUCGGCGCCCCCAGAUGGAGCCCAUCCAGCGGUUAUGCCGCCGCCGCCGGUACCGAUUCUACAAGAACCCAAGCCGUCCGUGAGGACAAAGACGGGGCGUAUAACAAAACCGACAGCCAAGAAACGCGCUAAGGACGAUACACUCGGUGACAAACAUGGGGAUGGGCCUCUUGUGAACGGGUCAUCCACGACGGAGCCAAAGGCAAAGCGAAUCAAGGUCCUCAAGACACCGAUUCUGACCAGGCCGCCCACCCUAAAGCUCAAGAACGCGGGCAAGAUACCCUACCGCCCACCGGGGGAUGGCUACGAUUCUGAGGCUGAAGACGGAGAGGCCGAUCCGAUCAUUGAGGAGCAAUUCGUCUUGCGCAUGCCACCUGGCGAGCACUGCGAUUACAUCCGCAAGGCUAUCCAAGAGCGGAAGAUUGGCCUCCCUCGGCAUCAAGGAGGCGCCGACCUUUCGAUGAAAUGGGUCGAUGACGAGGGUCGGCGGUGCAUGGUUACCGUUCAAGGACAGAACUACGCCGCCGUUCUACUCGACCUGCCCACCAUUACGGAGGCAAUGAAGACCUGGGACAAGAAGUCUCUCAUCAAGGCUGCGGACAUCUGCCAGAUGCUGCUGGUGUUUGAAAAGGUCAAGAACGAGGAGGAGGUGAGGCACGCGAAGCUCCCCAAGCUGGCCGAGCAGGGCUACAGAUGGCCGCACGGUCUCACCCCACCAAUGCACGACUGCAUUCACAGGCGAUUCCGGAAGCGCCUGAGCAAGCUGGAGAUCCAGAACAAAGAAGCCGAAGUCGAGCGCUUGCUCAGGGCCGAUAAGGAGGCUGCAAGCACGAGAUGGGAGUUUGUCGACGACCGGCACCAGGCCAACGCGGCCGGCAGGGAAGAUUCUCAACUGUACGAGGAGGAGGAGGAGGAGGAGGAAGAGGAAGAGGAGGAGGAAGAAGAAGAAGAAGGAGGAGAGGAAGAUGCGGAAGCAGACGCGGAAGGUGAGGCUGAGGACUACUUCGGCGACGGAGGCGCUAUGGAGGCAGACCUGGACUUCGACGAUGCGCUUCUCGAGGCCGAGUUCGAGGCCCAAGUCAGCGAUGCAAUGGCGGAGCCUCUUGACGCGGGCACCCCGACUCUGGGCGUCGGAUUAGAAGUAGCCACGCCGACGACCCCGAACACGGCAACUCCGGCGGGCCAGACAGAUGCAAGUGGCGCGGAGGAGGACGUCGACGUCGACGCCGACGCCGACGAGGACGAGGACGAGGAGGACGAAUCAGAAGAGGACGAAGGCGACCAUGGCGACAUCGACGAGGACGAUGUGGACGGCGUCCGGCACGAUGAGGUCACCGCCGUCCGCAACGAGAUCGCGCACUUGAAGAAACAGCUCACGGACCUCGAGGGGCAGCUCGCUAGAAGCGUGCAGCCCAUGAUGCAGAGACGCAUUGAGCAGAAUAUCAAGAACCUCAAGGCCGAGGUCGAGUUGAAGAAGUCCUCCAUCGGAGAGAUGGACGACGAUUAGCUUUAGGGAUUACAACCCAAUCUCGGUGGGCAAGGCGUUAGUUCCGGACUGCGUUCAGGAAGUCAUUUACAGGAGUAUUCUAGCUGUAGGAUAUGGACAUGACCCGGUGCCAGAAUGCUUCAGGGGCACAAGAGGAGCAGGGGCCUUUUCGGUGGAAAGCAGGAAGAUAUUUUACAAAAGCAGUUCUCCCAAUGGGAGGCUUAGCGUUAGGGCAUUCUAAAGUGCCCGGGUUCCAAAAAUAUGAUACAUACAACAACAUCC
Messenger RNA from Phialemonium atrogriseum, 2266 nucleotides. RefSeq names its product transcription initiation factor TFIID subunit 7. The transcript has a single exon. Gene Ontology annotation, cellular component: transcription factor TFIID complex. Gene Ontology annotation, biological process: transcription initiation at RNA polymerase II promoter; RNA polymerase II preinitiation complex assembly. The record is from RefSeq and is a predicted model, not a curated record. Bases 311 to 2005 code for a protein of 564 amino acids. NCBI's taxonomy places the organism in Eukaryota, Fungi, Ascomycota, Sordariomycetes, Cephalothecales, Cephalothecaceae. Gene Ontology annotation, molecular function: RNA polymerase II general transcription initiation factor activity.